AGGCGGGUAUAUGAAGUGUAUACGCGGCACGCUCGUCGCCCACCUCGCACUCAUCCACCCGUCGUCAUGUGGCGAGCACUCCCGCUCUUGAUCUGCGCCGCGGUCGCCCUCCGCGCAGGUGAGUUUCGUUCAAAUGCCGGGCGACCGGCGACAGGCCGAGCCAUUCAAAGACCCUUCCGCUUUUCAGAUGCCGACAACAAAUCUUCCUUCUACAGAAGGCCUCAUUGCAGUGGCACCACCUUGUCCCGAGCGUGCCCGCUGGAUUACUCGCCAGUGUGCGGGAGCGACGGCGUCACGUACCCCAAUGAAUGCGCUCUGUGCGUCCGCAGACUGGAGGAGAAGAAGUUGGACAUUGUGAUCAUGAAGGACGGCCCCUGCUGAUGACAUGGCAUUUUUUUCAUUGUAUUCUCUCAAGUAUGCGUUGGUCCAUUUUUCACAGCGUCCCUUCAAAGAAGACUAGCGACUCUUUCUUUCUCGAGAAAAACAAAGAGUGAUUUGAAAUGUGACACACUGUAUCCAAAUGAAAUAAAGGAUGUCUACGUGUCAACACGCUGA
Corythoichthys intestinalis (scribbled pipefish) is the source of this 555-nucleotide messenger RNA. Its product is annotated as probable pancreatic secretory proteinase inhibitor. The record is from RefSeq and is a predicted model, not a curated record. Bases 67 to 381 code for a protein of 104 amino acids. The transcript has 3 exons. Lineage: Eukaryota; Metazoa; Chordata; Actinopteri; Syngnathiformes; Syngnathidae. Gene Ontology annotation, molecular function: protein binding; serine-type endopeptidase inhibitor activity.